Messenger RNA from Saprolegnia parasitica CBS 223.65, 807 nucleotides. RefSeq lists its product as hypothetical. Gene Ontology annotation, molecular function: DNA binding. The coding region runs from base 1 to 807 and encodes 268 amino acids. The record is from RefSeq and is a predicted model, not a curated record. Lineage: Eukaryota; Oomycota; Saprolegniomycetes; Saprolegniales; Saprolegniaceae. Gene Ontology annotation, cellular component: nucleus. The transcript is spliced from 2 exons.
AUGGGCAGCGACGAGCCUCCGGUCGCCAAGAUCAAGAAGCCGGCCAAGGAGCUCAGCGUGCACGAGAAGGCCGUGCUCAUCGCGCAAGCCAGCCGCGGCCAUGCGACCAACUCGAAGCUGGCCAAGCAGUUUGGCGUCUCAAGCGCGACCGUGAGCCGUAUCUUGAAGCGGAAGCACGAGUACAUCACGAUGGCCAAGGCCACGGACGACGAUGCAGCUCGGAAGCGCAAGUUUCGCACCGACACCAACGCGCUCUUGAGCUCGCUUGUCUACAAGUGGUACCAAGAGGCGACGGGUCGGAACGUACUCGUGACGGGCCCCAUGCUCCGCGAGAAGGCGCUCCGCCUCGCGACCGAGCUCUCGAUUCCCGACUUCAAAGCGUCAAAUGGCUGGAUGGACAACUUUCGCCAACGCUACCACAUUGCAAACCUCCAGACGCAGUCGAGCCUCGACGCGCUCUUUGAGAAGACCAAGCCACCCGAGCCACCGAUGCUCACGCCCGACGAUCUUGCCAAGGACGACGCCCUUGACGAGGUGGCAGGCCAUGACGCCGCGUUCACACACUUUAUCGCGCCACCACCAACACCAACGGCCGUGCCACCGCAGCCCACGUAUACCGAUCUGCUCCAGCGCGUGCAUGACCUCGAAGCGCAGGUGGCCGCCAUGCAAGCGUGGCAGACGUCCUUUGAGCGCAGCGUAGCCCAGCAGCGAGAAGAGGACGCAGCGCUCUUGGCCGCGAAAGCGCUCGCCCACGACGCGCAGCUGACCACGAUCCUCGACCUUCUCAAGCACGCUCCGUCACUGUAG